Molecule: messenger RNA, 1477 nt
Organism: Heteronotia binoei (common prickly gecko)
Lineage: Eukaryota; Metazoa; Chordata; Lepidosauria; Squamata; Gekkonidae
Gene: HMBS
Product: hydroxymethylbilane synthase
Exons: 15
Coding region: 1-1374 (457 amino acids)
Biological process (GO): heme biosynthetic process
Cellular component (GO): cytoplasm
Molecular function (GO): hydroxymethylbilane synthase activity
Source: RefSeq, a predicted model, not a curated record
AUGCCGGCCGCCAAUCCCGCCAUGGACGCGCCGCCUGCGGUGGUUCAAAUUCUGUACACACCUGAAUCCUCGAAGCACAAUCAGUUACUCCAAGGAAAUGUGGCUGUUGAAAAUGUUACAGGACACUGGCAGUACUGGACAGACUGUUUCCCCUCUGUGGGUCACACGGUCUGUUUCUUGCACACACACACAACGUGGGAAGGAAGGCCCUGCUCCCAGCAGACUUGCCCUUCGCUGUGCGUGGGGACUGAAGUUUCUUUUCUGCAAGUAACUGGAGGCCAACCUUUGCAGGGAGAAAAUGGCUUGAAAAACCACACGAUCCGCGUGGGAACAAGGAAGAGCCAGCUGGCUCGGAUCCAGACGGACAGCGUGGUGCAGAUGCUGCAGGAGCGCCACCCCCACCUCUGCUUUGAGAUUGUUGCCAUGUCGACCACUGGAGACAGGAUCCUGGACACAGCCCUCUCCAAGAUUGGAGAGAAAAGCCUCUUUACGAAGGAGCUGGAAAACGCGCUGGAGAGGAACGAGGUUGACUUGGUGGUCCACUCGCUGAAGGACCUGCCCACCACCCUGCCCCCGGGAUUCACCAUUGGCGCUGUCUGCAAGAGGGAAAACCCCCAUGAUGCCGUUGUCUUUCACCCCAAGCACUCUGGGAAGACUCUCGACAGCCUCCCGGACAAGAGUGUGGUCGGCACCAGCUCCCUCCGUCGAGCGGCUCAGCUGAAGAGGAAGUUUCCUCAGCUGGAGUUCAGGGAUAUUAGAGGGAACUUGAACACGCGCUUGAGGAAGCUAGACGAGAAGGAAGACUUCAGUGCCAUUAUCCUGGCGGCUGCUGGCUUGAGGCGGAUGGGCUGGGACAGCCGUAUUGGCCAGGUUCUGAGCCCCACAGACUGCUUGUAUGCUGUUGGGCAGGGUGCCUUGGCAGUGGAGGUGAGAGCCAAAGACCAGGAGAUCCUGGAGCUGGUGGCUGCCUUGCAUGACAGGGAGACUGGCCUGCGAUGCGUUGCUGAGAGGGCCUUCAUGAAGCGCCUGGAGGGUGGCUGCAGCGUCCCAGUGGCAGUGAGCACCAUGGUGAAGGAUUCCGAGCUGUACCUGACUGGAGCAGUCUACAGCCUGGAUGGAAAAGAGAGCCUCCAGGAGACCAUGCAAACCAGUGUGGAUUUCCCCCAGGAGGAGGCAGAGGGGCCCAACGAUGACACGCAGCACGUUGGCAUCCGUGCGCAGACUGUCCCUCACCAGGCUCAGCGGGCAGCCGAGAAGCUGGGCGUGGGGUUGGCAGAGCUGCUGCUCAGCCAAGGGGCUGGGCAAAUCCUCACCGUGGCCAGGCAGCUCAACGAGGAGGCCCAGCUGCCCUGCCCGCCUCGUGUGGCAUCCUGAGCCCCCCAGGACUGGAGGCGGGGGCGGGGAGGGGGGGAGCUCCCGCCCAUUCUGCUGCAGGGAAGGCCUCUCCGUGAAGACGAAAGUGAUUAAAGAGCUGGCG